AUGCAAGAGUUGUUUCGGUUUCCGAGAAUCCCUUCUUACGCUCGGUCGUGUCCAAAGAAGAUCAAGAACAUGUAUGGAGAUCAAGGCGUGAAAUUGGUGCAACACGCCAAGAGGACGCAAAACCUGGCGCAUUUGCCACCGUAUCAAGCUGAGCUUGUUCGCGCAGUGACAAGAGAGGUUCGCGACCUUGACAAGGAUGCCAAAGACCUCCUCCAACCCUUCCAAGGCUCCUUUGAUCCGGCGGCAGAUCAAGCCAUCGCAUGCACUCUGCUCGUCAAUCACAUGUCCAUGCGACGCAACAAGCGCUGUCUUUUGGCAUACCACAGAACUCGCACAGAAAAGUUGGAGGAGCUGGUCUGGAAUGGCUCGGACGUCAUCGAUCUGUCAGGUCAGCAAGUACGCGACUCGACAAGCGCGACGAAUGGCAUACCACAAGCUGCAGAUGCCUCGACAAGCAGCCUCAGUCCCCAGGAGGAGGAUUAUGUGAGGCAAUACAGCGAUCUUCUGGCAGCGUAUAAAGGCCAGUGGACAGAAAUCGACCUGACCGGCAGCCUAGAGCCUCCACGGGAUCUCUUCAUCGACGUGCGGGUUCUCAAAGAUGCUGGAGAGAUUCAGACCGAAUACGGGUCGAUUACCUUGACGAAAAACAGUCAAUUUUACGUUCGCCAAGGCGACGUUGAGCGAUUAAUCGCUCAAGGAUAUCUGCAGAGACUCAGUUGA
This is a messenger RNA of Ustilaginoidea virens, 720 nucleotides long. RefSeq lists its product as uncharacterized. The transcript is spliced from 3 exons. Gene Ontology annotation, cellular component: GINS complex. Gene Ontology annotation, biological process: DNA replication; DNA strand elongation involved in mitotic DNA replication. The record is from RefSeq and is a predicted model, not a curated record. Bases 1 to 720 code for a protein of 239 amino acids. NCBI's taxonomy places the organism in Eukaryota, Fungi, Ascomycota, Sordariomycetes, Hypocreales, Clavicipitaceae.